AUGCUCGCCUUAUUGCCGAAGAAGGGGGACCUCCACGAUUUACUGAAUUGGCGUCCCAUCUCGCUCCUCAGCACGGACUAUAAAAUCGUAGUGAAGGCCAUCUCGCUGCGGCUAGGGAGGUUGGCAGGGUUGGUGCUGCAGGAGCCGGAGCUGCGGCUGGUCCUGUCGGUGUACGCCAACGACGUGCUCCUCGUGGUCCAGGACCCGGGCGACUUGCCCAGCGACCCCGUGCAGCUGGUGGUAGCAGGGCGUGAAUUUCCCAAACCCACCAUUUCGGUGAGCCCCAGCAGGGUGGUGGCGCUCGGGGGAAGCGUCACCAUCCGCUGUGAGGGUUUGUACCCGGGCAUGGAGUUCUUUCUGCAUAAAGCUGGACACCCGAAGCUGCACGUGCCAUUGGUGGUACCUAAUGGAACCGUGGCUGAAUUUCCCAACCCCAGUGUCAGCCGGGAACAUGGAGGGAGCUACACCUGCGAAUAUCGCUCCAUAACAGAUCAGAGUCGCUGGUCGUAUCUCAGCAACCCCGUCGAGAUCAUUGUAGCAGAUCCCAGCUAUCCCAAACCAAACAUCUCCCUGAGACCCAGCGGGGGGGUCUCCCUGGGGAAAUGGGUGACCAUCCGGUGUUGGGGGCAGCACCAGGGCAUGCGGUUCGUGCUGAAUAAAGAGGGACGCCAUUUCCCACCUGUGGAUUCGGACGGGUUUGGGGCUGUGUUUUCCUUCAGCAUCGUGUGCCAGGAGGACGGUGGGAGCUACAGCUGCUCCUAUCACAGCAGAUCGGAGCCGUUCGCCGUGUCGUACCCCAGUGACCCCAUGGAGCUGGUGCUGAGAGAGCUCCCUCCGCCCGGACCCUCCAUCUCCAUCAGCCCCAGCGGGGUGAAUGCCCCGGGGCGAGUCAUCACCAUCCGCUGUCAGUGCUGGUGUGAGGCCAGGAGGUUAUUGCUGUAUAAAGGUGGAAUCCGAAUCCAGGAGGUGGAUGCUGAUGGGGACGGGGGUGAAUUCACCAUCCCCAAUGCCAGGCAGGCAGACUCAGGGGUCUACAGCUGCCGAUCUCGCUCCAGAGCAGAGCCGCCCAACUGGUCGGAUCCCAGUGAUUACAUGCGGAUUGUUGUAGCAGAGCUCAGCUACCCCAAGCCCUCCAUCUCCCUGAGCUCCAGCAGGGGGGUCACCCUGGGGGUAACCAUGACCGUCUGGUGUUGGGAUCUGUACCAGAACCCCCCUCCCCUGUCCCCGGACUCAACGCUGUCACCCCACUAG
Emys orbicularis (European pond turtle) is the source of this 1251-nucleotide messenger RNA. RefSeq names its product leukocyte immunoglobulin-like receptor subfamily B member 3. The record is from RefSeq and is a predicted model, not a curated record. NCBI's taxonomy places the organism in Eukaryota, Metazoa, Chordata, Testudines, Emydidae. The transcript is spliced from 8 exons. Bases 1 to 1251 code for a protein of 416 amino acids.